Messenger RNA from Ostertagia ostertagi, 984 nucleotides. The record is from the annotation of a GenBank genome assembly. NCBI's taxonomy places the organism in Eukaryota, Metazoa, Nematoda, Chromadorea, Rhabditida, Trichostrongylidae.
AUGCAUUUUGUGAAAAAGGUCCCAACAAGCGAUGAGGAAAAGGCGGCGAAGGAGAAGGAGAGAGCCACAAAACUGAAGGUUUUUUGUACAGUUCGCGAUCGCAUUUUUGAGAAGAGAGCUAAAGGCGAGCUGGAUGAUGAAAUCUUGAGUUUAACGCAGAGGUUGUUAGAGAAGAAUCCUGACAUUUACACGUUUUGGAAUAUUAGAAGAGAAACGAUCGAGAAGAAAAUCAAAGAGUGGGAAGAAUGUGUGUCAACGACAGAAGACGAGUCGUGUAAAGAGAAUUGCAAAAAGAAAAUCGAGAAUCUUUUGUCAGGAGAGCUGUUCCUUACGCAGGCAUGCUUAGAGGUUUGCAAACGAUCCUUUGUAUUUUCUUUUGUCUUCAGUGCUCUCGAGAGUUCUGAGGAUUGUUUUCAGGAAAAUCAUAAAUCGUACGCGGCCUGGUUCCACCGUGGUUGGACUUUGCAUCGCCAAGAGCAUCCGGACAUCAAACGCGAGUUAGCCCUUUGUGAGAAAGCUCUCAAACUGGACUGCAGAAAUUUCCACACAUGGGAUCAUCGUCGCGUUGUUGCGAAGUUAGGUAACCUUGGAGUGGAGGAGGAACUAGAAUUCUCAAACCGCCUUAUCGCUCAGAAUUUCUCUAACUACUCUGCAUGGCACUACCGAGCUGUACUCCUUCCGAAGAUUCAGAACGCUAAGACUGGCGAGUUUCGGCUCGAUGAUACCGUCAUUGCCAGUGAACUGAAGAAAGUGACUUCUGCUUUCUUCACGGACCCUGAUGACCAAAGUGCGUGGGUGUACAGUCGAUGGCUCCUCGAAAUGGGGUCGGAAAAGGAAUUCUUAAGGCCAGACUCAGCAACUCCAGCUGUUCCGCUCUCAGUAUCCUUUCAUGGUAGUAACACCACUUUUGUGAUGUCAAAGGCUUGCACCUUCAAUGAACUGCUACCAUUUGUUAAUUCCUCUUCCGAUGCUGCUUGGCAAGGG